Molecule: messenger RNA, 720 nt
Organism: Striga asiatica
Lineage: Eukaryota; Viridiplantae; Streptophyta; Magnoliopsida; Lamiales; Orobanchaceae
Source: the annotation of a GenBank genome assembly
AUGGUGAUACUCACAAAGUGUUUGUUGAAUUAUGUUGUGAGCAAAUGUCCAAAGGGAGUAAAGUACGAACUUUUUUCUCUAGAGAAGGUUGGAACAAAAUUUGUAGUUAAUGCAGAUACUUUUAAGUUUCGCUACAACGGACUUGAUAACUCUGAUGAACUGACUUCCAUAUUUAAAGAAGGAUAUGCAACUGGAAAAAAUGCUUGGGCACCUUCCGAAGGAUCUCUACCAAAUGACUCUAUUGGAUCGUGUCAAACUCAAGCAAGUAAAUCUCUAGAAAAUAAAAGAUACGUAGAUCUUGAGGUGCAAGGUGAAGAACCAAAUAAUGUAACCAAGUCGAAUGAGAUGAAAAAUGACAUUGGGAAUGCUACAGGUGCUAGCCGCCAUAAGCGAGUCAGAGAUGAGUUUCCACCAUCUAGACCUUCUCGUAAAGUCUCGUCUGCUGCGAAUGUGGAUCAGUAUCUUGGUCGUAUUUGUGAAACUGUUGAAGCAAUGGGUGAAAAAUCUGAUAAUACAAUGCAAGAAUGCAUUAAAAUACUAAAUGAGAUGUCUGCCAUACCUAAAGGAAGUGAGCUUUAUCUGUUUGCUUGCAGAUUAUUUUUGAAAAGGGAACAACGAGAUUUAUUUAUUGCUCUCGAGGAUUCCGAACUGCAGUUCUUGUGGCUUCAAGAUGAAAAGGCGCAACAUGAUAGGACUUUUAUUAAGAUAUAUUCUUUGUAG